UGGGAUGCGGGAGGUUGCUGCUGGCUCGGCGCUACGAGUUCCGAGAAAGAUAGAGGAGACGGGGAGCCAGGAAUGGACGUGGACGAGCGUCGCGCGGCCGAGCUGUCGUGGUGAAGCGCGCGGAUCCUCGGCCGCAACCCCCGAAGCUCCUCCGCUUUUGGCGAAGGUACCGCGCUUCCCGGAAGGAGAGGAGUGUCCCGUGGCGUGGUUCAGUAUGCGCAAGCACCAUUCUACCAGUUAGUUAUGCACGAUGCCCAGUAAGAUAUGUUUGCCAACACUGACCCUUUGAAUGGCUCCAUGUUCAUAACAUUCCAAGAGUCUAAAGUGAGGAAAAAAUCCUGGUAGCUCUUUUGCUUCUUCACAAUUGCCUCCACCAGACUUCUGGAUAGGAAGCUCCUGUUGAGUUCCCAAAAAUCAAUCACGUCCUGGAAGUCCAUCUGCCAUGAGAUUCCGAAUCUACAAGAGAAAGGUCUUCAUUCUGACCCUGGUGGUGCUGGCCUGUGCCUUUGCCGUCUGGAGCAGUGGCAGACAGAAGAAGACUGAAAUACCGCCUAGAGAAGUGGAGCCAGUGAGGAGCAGCCGGGUGCAGGCCACCACGGGGCCCAAGAGAAAAGACAACGAAACGCAGCCAGAGAAGGUGGCCAAGCCCGAUGUUGACAACAUGACUUUGGUGUACAGGGGCAUCAUAUUCCAGCUGAACUUUGACCAGCCCAUCAGGAAUGAGGAAAAGUUCAAGACGCGGCAGAAAGAUGAGCCAGUUGUAGUGGUGCAAGUCCAUAACCGGCCCGAGUAUUUGAAGCUGCUUGUAGAGUCCCUUCGGCAGGCAAAGGGCAUCGAGAACGUGCUGCUAAUAUUUAGCCACGAUUACUGGUCCCCAGAGAUCAACCAGGUUGUCGCCUCUGUUGAUUUUUGCCAAGUUCUUCAGAUCUUCUUCCCCUUCAGUAUCCAGCUGUAUCCUCACGAGUUCCCAGGAAACGACCCCAAGGACUGCCCCAGAGACAUUCCCAAGAAAGAUGCCUUAAAGCUGGGCUGCAUCAAUGCAGAGUACCCAGACUCCUUUGGCCAUUACAGAGAAGCAAAGUUCUCCCAGACCAAGCACCACUGGUGGUGGAAACUGCACUUUGUCUGGGAGAAAGUCAAGGCCUUAAAAGACCACAACGGGGUGGUGCUGCUCAUCGAGGAGGAUCACUUCUUGUCACCGGACUUUUAUCACUUCCUCAAGUUGCAGGAGUCUCUCAAGAAAGAGCAGUGUCCCGAAUGUGACAUCCUGUCGCUUGGAGCAUAUAGCCACGCUGGCUAUUCAAGUAAGGCCAAUAAAGUGGAAGUGAAGGCAUGGAAGUCUACAGAGCAUAACAUGGGGAUGGCCAUGUACAGGGAGACCUACGAGAAGCUCAUCCAGUGCACAGACGUGUUCUGCACCUACGACGACUACAACUGGGACUGGUCGCUGCAGUACCUCACCGUGACGUGUCUGCCAGCCUUCUGGAAGGUGAUGGUGAGCGAGGCGCCCCGCAUCUUUCACGCCGGGGACUGCGGCAUGCACCACAAGAAAGCCUGCAUGCCGUCUAGUCAGAAGUCGAAGAUUGAGGGGAUCCUUCAGAGCAGCAGCAGCCAGUUGUUCCCAAAGAGCCUGCUCAUGAGCAAGAGAGUGCCUGCGGGGGGUGUGUCCCCCCACGUGAAGAAUGGCGGCUGGGGGGACAUCAGGGACCAUGAACUGUGCAAAAGCUACCGCAGGUUACAGUGAUGCUCCUCUUUUCCCUUCGCAUCCUCUUUAAAAGCCUUUAAAUAUAUAUUUUUUUGUUUAUGGACUGUUACUACUGCCUGUUCUUUGAUGGGACACUCAAAUAAAGUACAUUU
This is a messenger RNA of Scleropages formosus (Asian bonytongue), 1857 nucleotides long. It is a transcript of the gene mgat2, whose product is annotated as alpha-1,6-mannosyl-glycoprotein 2-beta-N-acetylglucosaminyltransferase. Gene Ontology annotation, biological process: protein N-linked glycosylation; oligosaccharide biosynthetic process. Gene Ontology annotation, molecular function: alpha-1,6-mannosylglycoprotein 2-beta-N-acetylglucosaminyltransferase activity. The transcript is spliced from 2 exons. The coding region runs from base 443 to 1744 and encodes 433 amino acids. The record is from RefSeq and is a predicted model, not a curated record. NCBI's taxonomy places the organism in Eukaryota, Metazoa, Chordata, Actinopteri, Osteoglossiformes, Osteoglossidae. Gene Ontology annotation, cellular component: Golgi stack; Golgi membrane.